This is a messenger RNA of Mycena citricolor, 359 nucleotides long. The record is from the annotation of a GenBank genome assembly. NCBI's taxonomy places the organism in Eukaryota, Fungi, Basidiomycota, Agaricomycetes, Agaricales, Mycenaceae.
ACACUGGCUCGAUCCAUGCUUCACAUGUCUUGUACAAGCAACUGCUCGAGGGCGUGCUCUUCGCCAAAAUCCGAUUCCACGACACCGUUUCUCGCGGUCGGGUGCUCAACCGAUUUGGUAAAGACUUCGAAGGGAUCGACAGCAGUUUGUCUGACCACUUUGGGCGGUCGACGAUGUACUUCAUCUCAUCAAUCACGACGAUCGUCACCAUCAGCUUCGUCGGAGGAGUUCCGUUCAUUGUCGCGACCAUCCUCACUGGCAUCUUUUACUACAAUGUGGCCAAGGUCUAUGGCCAGACUUCGCGGGACAUGCGCCGGCUGGACUCUGUGACUCGUUCGCCGUUGUACUCGAUGUACUCC